Fukomys damarensis (Damara mole-rat) is the source of this 952-nucleotide messenger RNA. RefSeq names its product selenoprotein S (gene Selenos). Lineage: Eukaryota; Metazoa; Chordata; Mammalia; Rodentia; Bathyergidae. The coding region runs from base 25 to 639 and encodes 204 amino acids. The record is from RefSeq and is a predicted model, not a curated record. Gene Ontology annotation, biological process: retrograde protein transport, ER to cytosol; endoplasmic reticulum unfolded protein response. The transcript is spliced from 6 exons. Gene Ontology annotation, cellular component: Derlin-1-VIMP complex; Derlin-1 retrotranslocation complex; endoplasmic reticulum membrane.
CACGUGUACGUAGAGAAGGGCCGGAUGUGCACUUUAGGUGACGCUGCAGUGCGGGCGGCCGUGGCUUCCAUGGAGCGGGAUGGGGAGCUGCUGUCCGCGCGGCCGGCCCUGGAGACAGAGGGGCUCCGCUUCUUGCACGUCACAGUGGGCUCGCUGCUGGCCACCUAUGGCUGGUACAUUCUCUUCAGCUGUAUCCUCCUCUACGUGGUCGUUCAGAAGCUUUACAUCCGGCUGAGGGCCUUGAGGCAGAGGCAGCUAGACCGAGCUGAGGCUGCUGCUGUAGAACCUGAUGUUGUUGUUAAACGACAGGAGGCUCUAGCAGCUGCUCGUUUAAAAAUGCAAGAAGAACUAAAUGCACAAGUUGAAAAGCAUAAGGAAAAACUAAGACAGCUUGAAGAAGAGAAAAGAAGACAGAAGAUUGAAAUGUGGGACAGCAUGCAGGAAGGCAAAAGUUACAAGCAAAAUGCAAGAAAACCUCAGGAGGAUGACAGUCCUGGGCCUUCCACUUCAUCUGUCAUCCCGAAGCGGAAAUCUGACAGGAAGCCCUUGAGGGGAAGUGGUUACAACCCUUUGACGGGUGAAGGAGGCGGAGCCUGCUCCUGGAGACCUGGACGCAGAGGCCCGUCGUCCGGUGGGUGAGGCUAAGCUCCUUGUUAGUGUCUCUUUUGGCACUAGCAAGGUGAACCUGAACCCUCAGCUCAAUUGCCUUACGCACGCUUUUCACAGUGACGAGCCAAGGGGAGGCCUUCUUAACCGUGGCCUCCGGUGAGCAGGGGUGGUCAGCACUGCCCCUCACUCACACUCCAUUUAGAGCUAGUGGUCACAGGCGUCGCUGGUAGACAGAGGCCUCUCUUGACACUAGAAGCCGUUGGCUGUGGGACAGUCUCUGUGACAAGUCGUGUUGAAUGAUGUCUUCCUUAUAAACGGUGAGCCCACCAGUGAGGAUUACUGA